Messenger RNA from Paramecium tetraurelia, 414 nucleotides. RefSeq lists its product as uncharacterized. The transcript is spliced from 3 exons. The record is from RefSeq and is a predicted model, not a curated record. NCBI's taxonomy places the organism in Eukaryota, Ciliophora, Oligohymenophorea, Peniculida, Parameciidae.
AUGUCAAGUGUAACUCAAUAUCUAUUGAAUCUACUCUUUGAAAGUAAGAUUUCAAAAUCUAAUUAAGCUAAAACUAUAUUAAAUAGAGCCUUGAAAAUAAUAUAUGGAUUUUGCUCUAAUUUUGUUACAACUUCAAAAUUAUUAGAAAUCACAUUUCCUAAUAGUAAAAUCUUAUAGCUUGAAAAUGCAAUUUCCUAUCUCUGUAACACUGCUAUCUUACCACAAGUUCACAUACCAUUGUUUUAGAUAUUUAAUUACUUAUCUUCCUACUAUCCAGCCACAUAAUUUUCAAAAUAUGAUGAAAGCAUUUUCACAUAUAUAGAACGCCUAAUAAUUAUUCUAAGAGUAUGCUACUUAAACUCAGUAAUUUAAAAUUGUAGAAUGAUUAAUAUUCAGCAACAAAUUAGAUUUUGA